Paramuricea clavata is the source of this 558-nucleotide messenger RNA. The record is from the annotation of a GenBank genome assembly. NCBI's taxonomy places the organism in Eukaryota, Metazoa, Cnidaria, Anthozoa, Malacalcyonacea, Plexauridae.
AUGAAGAGUAUUUCUCAUUUGUGUGUACUUGUUCAUGCACCGAACAUGCAAGGAGUGGUCUCAAAGUUACCAUUCCAUCUACAAGCAAAAUGGAGAGACCUCGUAGCCAAGAUCAGAAGGGACAACGCAAAGAUAGCAAACUUUGAGAACCUCGCCAGUUUUGUCCAAUCGGCUGCUGAUGCUCCAAGUGAUCCAGUGUUUGGGAAAGAAGCUCUCAAUAAAAGCAAAGAAAGCUCCAAGAAAUUUGAUAAAAGAGACAGCAUUCAGUUAAAGAACAAGAACUGUAGUUUUGCAACAAAUCCCACCUUAAUACAUGGGGCCGGGUCACCAAAACCGAUCAUCGUCUGUCCAUUGUGCAACUCCUCUCACGACCUGGACGACUGCCAACUUUUUCUGAAGAAAACCGUCGAGCAAAGAAAAGAAUAUCUCAAGCAAAACAAGAUGUGUUUCGCCUGUUACGAGAAGAAUCACAUUUCAAGAGGCUGUUUACGAAAAAGAAAUGUAAGAAAUGUAACAAGCCACAUCUAUCUGCUCUUCACGUUGAUGACUUUAAAUUAG